Messenger RNA from Nicotiana attenuata, 1178 nucleotides. RefSeq names its product proliferating cell nuclear antigen. Bases 133 to 927 code for a protein of 264 amino acids. The record is from RefSeq and is a predicted model, not a curated record. Lineage: Eukaryota; Viridiplantae; Streptophyta; Magnoliopsida; Solanales; Solanaceae. The transcript is spliced from 4 exons. Gene Ontology annotation, cellular component: PCNA complex. Gene Ontology annotation, biological process: leading strand elongation; translesion synthesis; mismatch repair. Gene Ontology annotation, molecular function: DNA polymerase processivity factor activity; DNA binding.
AUAAACCCUAACCCCUAUUUCCCACCCAUUUUCUCUCUCUCUCAAACACUGUCAGUCCUUUUCCCUCCUCCCCAUUUCCAAACCCUAACCCUAACUUCCCCAGACCUUCUCAAAACCCCUUUUUCAUCGAAAAUGUUGGAAUUACGGCUUGUUCAGGGAAGUCUGCUGAAGAAGGUUCUAGAAUCAAUUAAGGAUCUGGUGAACGAUGCGAACUUCGAUUGCUCUGCCACCGGGUUCUCUCUGCAGGCCAUGGACUCCAGCCAUGUGGCGCUGGUGGCGCUGCUGCUCCGAUCUGAGGGUUUUGAGCACUAUCGUUGUGACCGUAAUAUUUCAAUGGGGAUGAACCUUGGUAACAUGGCUAAAAUGCUCAAAUGUGCGGGGAAUGAUGACAUCAUCACCCUCAAGGCUGACGAUGGCAGUGACACCGUCACUUUCAUGUUUGAAAGCCCCACCCAAGACAAGAUUGCUGAUUUUGAGAUGAAGUUGAUGGACAUUGACAGUGAACAUCUUGGGAUUCCAGAAGCAGAGUACCAUGCUAUUGUUAGAAUGCCUUCUUCAGAGUUUGCUAGAAUUUGCAAAGACCUUAGCAGUAUUGGUGAUACAGUUGUAAUUUCUGUGACAAAGGAAGGUGUAAAAUUCUCAACCAGAGGUGACAUUGGUACUGCAAAUAUCGUUUGCAGGCAGAAUACAACUGUUGACAAGCCUGAAGAAGCCACAGUAAUAGAGAUGAAUGAGCCAGUAUCUUUGACUUUUGCCCUGAGAUACCUGAACUCUUUCACGAAAGCAACUCCUUUGUCCAACACAGUGACCAUCAGCUUAUCUUCAGAGCUUCCUGUUGUUGUUGAGUACAAGAUUGCUGAGAUGGGAUAUAUAAGGUUUUACCUGGCACCUAAGAUUGAAGAGGAUGAAGAGGAAACCAAACCUUGAUUUUAUGUUUCUGCUUUCUUUUGAACUUGGAUUGUUGGUUGGGGGGGGGGGUUAAAUUUUCUGUGAUGAAGCUCAUUUGAGGUUUUCAGGCAAGCAGUAUGUAGUUUAGACUUGCUAGACAAAUUUUUAGGUUUGUGUUAAUUAAUGAAAUCGUGUAUUUCCCUCUUUUUAACUCUUUUUCUAUUCUCUUGCCUGCAUCCGAUGCUUGAAUGUGGUAAACCUACUUCAUUGAAUUUACAGUUUCUUGUUCA